This is a messenger RNA of Funneliformis mosseae, 1047 nucleotides long. Lineage: Eukaryota; Fungi; Glomeromycota; Glomeromycetes; Glomerales; Glomeraceae. The record is from the annotation of a GenBank genome assembly.
AUGAAAGCUCUCGUUUUACAAAAAGGUGUUAAAAAUGAUGAGUCUAUGUAUCAUGAUGUGAUUCUUAGGGAAGUUCCCGUUCCCACUUUGAAUCCUAAUAAUGAUGAAGUUUUAAUAAAAUUACAAGCGGUAUCUUUUAAUCAUCGUGAGGUUUGGAUAAGAAAAGGAUUAUAUCCAGGAAUAAAAUUUAAUUCUAUACUUGGGAGUGAUGGUGUUGGAAUAGUACAAGCAACGUCACGUAGUGAAUUUUCUCACCUUGUUGGUCAAAAAGUUGUUAUUAAUCCAGGAUUUGGUUGGGAAAAGGAUCCAAAAGGUCCUGAAAGUAAAUAUGCGAUACUUGGAUUAUUACCUUUACCUGGAACCUUUGCUGAUUGCACCGUUGUUCCUCGUGCCGAAAUAUUUCCUGUUCCUAAACAUCUAUCCUCGGCGGAAGCUGCCGCUCUUCCAUUGGCUGCAACCUUUGUAAAAGCCAAUGUUCAACCAGGAGAAAACGUACUGAUCACGGGAAUUGGGGGUGGCGUUGCUUUGACGGUGUUGAACUUUGUCUCAAGGAUAGGUGCAAAUGCGUAUGUCACAUCUUCAGAUGAGUCCAAGAUUAAAAAAGCUAUCGAGCAAUUAGGCGCGAAAGGAGGUGUCAACUACAGAGAAGAUGAAUGGCCAACGUUGCUAAAAACUCUUUUGCCUAAUGAUCGUCCAUUCUUGGAUUCCGUGAUUGACGGUGCAGGAGGUGAAAUUGCCUCUCAAACUGUGAAACUUUUACGUCCAGGAGGUAUUAUAAGUUGUUAUGGCAUGACAUCGGUUCCAGCUAUAAAAUUCCCAAUGAGCGCAGUGCUCAAAAAUAUUGAACUUAAAGGUUCCACUAUGGGCAGCAGGGAAGAAUUUGAGAAAAUGUUAAAUUUUGUUGAGGAAAAAAAAAUUAGGCCUAUGAUUAGCGGCGUUUGGCAAGGAUUCGAACAUACUCCAGAAAUUUUUGAAAUCAUGAAUAAGGGCAAACAAUUCGGUAAAUUAGUAAUCGAAUUACCCCAAAAUAAUGUACAAAAGCUUUGA